This is a messenger RNA of Gossypium arboreum, 3197 nucleotides long. Its product is annotated as pentatricopeptide repeat-containing protein At1g62930, chloroplastic-like. Gene Ontology annotation, molecular function: protein binding. The coding region runs from base 964 to 2271 and encodes 435 amino acids. The record is from RefSeq and is a predicted model, not a curated record. The transcript has 4 exons. Lineage: Eukaryota; Viridiplantae; Streptophyta; Magnoliopsida; Malvales; Malvaceae.
GAACAUGUUAAGAGGGGAAUAGUGUAUGAUACCUCUUGUGGCAUAUGCAAUUAUCAUUAUGAAGAUAUUCUGCAUAUUCUCCGUGACUGUCUGACAACUAAAGAAAUAUAGAGGCAAGUUAUCUCAGAUGAAUCUAGUGGGAGUUUCUUUACAAGGGACCUUCUUCAUUGGGUUAAGUCAAACUUGCAGAAUCCUACGAAUCCAAUUGUUGUUGAGGUAAAUUAGUCAUGUUUAUUUGGCUUACUAAUCUGGCGCAUUUGGAAAAAUCGAAACAUUUUUCUUUUUCAGGACGUUUCCUAGAGCAUGGGUGAGAUUGUUAAGAUUUCAUAUAUUUGGGCAAAACAAUUUGUUUCUUUUCACAGGGAAGACGUAUUUAGACAGAAGGAACAAAGGUUAGUAGCCAAGAUGCCAAAAAAUUGAAUUAAUAUAUACACUGAUAGGGUAGUUCAGAUUGUCUCGAGUGAUACUACAGUGAGGGGAGUCAUAAGAAAUGAAAAUGGAUAAUGAAUUAUGGCAUAGAAUAUAUAUUUAGACAAAUGUGUAAUCUUUGAUGCUAAACUUUUAAGUAUUCUUGAUGAAUCCGCUCUCAUUGGCUAUGAUGGUAUAUUGAUACAAACAGAUAGCUUGAAGAUGGUCAAAACCAAUUCCUCUUUAUAAGGUACAAACUCUACCUUUGUGGGAUAUUUAAAACCUUAUUUCAGUACAUUCUUCUAGUAGUGCCGCCACCGCUUCUGCUUUUAUUUCAACCUCACUUCUCUUGCUUUUCCAUUUCUCUUAAUUUCAAUAUAUGGGUAAGCUUCAUUCUUCAUUACUUCUUCCUUCUAUUGUUAACUGUGGAAAGCAUAUUUCUUUUUUUCUGCUCUUUUAUUUCUUCUUCUUCUUCUUCUUCUUCUUCUAAUACCAUUGCUACCCACAUCCAACCUUUCACUAAGAAUUCCAUGUAUGUAAGGGGAAACCCAAAAAAUGUAUUAUCGCUUUGAUAAUGUUGAUGAUGCUUUUAAUUUGUUUAAUAAGAUGAUUCAGAGUUACCCAAAGCCAUCAAUUGUGGAAUUCACUAAAUUAUUAGCUGCCAUUGUUAGAAUGAAACAUUAUGCCAUUACUGUAUCGAUGUGUAGCCAGAUGGAAUUAUUAGGAGUUUACUGGGAUGUUUAUUCUCUCAGCAUCUUGGUUAACUGCUUUUGUCAAUUAGGUCAAAUUGAUCUUGGUUUUCCUGUUUUGGGGAACAUGCUGAAGUUAGGUGUUGAGCCUUAUGUUGUAACUUUAUCCGCUUUGAUUAAUGGAUGGAGUGGCUUCAAACCCAAUAUUGUAACAUAUAGCACUGUCAUUGACGGUCUUUGUAAGAAGGGAUCACUAAAUGAGACUCUCCAUCUUUUCUCCCAAGUGAAGGUUAAGGGCAUUAGACCAGAUAUCGUUUCAUAUAAUAUAUUGAUCGAUGCACAUUACAAGGAUGGGAAGAUUUUUGAAGUAAUAGAUACCGUUGACACAAUGAAAAAGCAAGGCAUUGAGCCUGAUGUUGUUACGUAUAUUAUAUUGGUUGAUGUGCAUUGUAGGGAAGGAAUGGUUUCUGACGCUAAAGAUGAUGUUGGCACAAUGAUAAAGCAAGGCAUUGAGCCCGAUGUUGUUACAUAUAAUAUAUUGGUUGAUGCGCAUUGCAGGGAAGGAAUGGUUUCUGAAGCUGAAGAUAUUGUUGACGCAAUAAUAAAGCAUAACAUUGAGCCUAAUGUUGUUACCUAUAGUGCAUUAAUAAACUGUCAUUGCUUGCAAAACAAGAUGUAUAAAGCUAGAAAGGUAUUUCAGUUGAUGAUUAAGAAGGGUUGUGCACCUGAUAUAUUUAGUUACAACAUCAUGAUCAAUGGAUAUUGCGAAGCUAAAAGGAUAGACGAAGAAAUGGAACUCUUUCAUGAAAUAUCCCAAAAAGGACCAAUCCUGGAUAUUGUCACGCACAACACUCUUAUGCAAGGUAUGUGUAAACUAGGGAAAAUUUCAUCUACAUGUGAACUUUUGAUGAAGAUGAUUGCUUUUGGACAAGUUCCAAAUGUAGUGACCUGUUCAUUUUUGUCGAAUGGUUUAUGCAAAUGUGAUAAACUCGAAGAGGCUUUGGAAGUUUUUCAAGCAAUGCGGAACAGCAAGUUGGAACUUGAUAUUGUCUGUUAUAAUAUCCUAAUUGAUGGCUUAUGCAAAUCUGGGUAUAUUGAAGUUGGAAAGGAAUUAUUUCAUAAACUCUCUGUCAAUGGUUUGAAGCUUGGUGUUUACACAUUCUAUAAUGAUUAAUGGAUUUUGCAAGGAGGGAUUGCCAGAUGAAGCAUACCUGUUGUUUAGGAGCAUGGGAGAUAAUGAUCCAAGGGUUUCUUCGAAACAGCUAUACUUCUAAGGCAACACUUGUUCCUAAGGAAAUGGUCGGUGAGGGCUUUUCUGCAGAUUUACGCACUGCCACUUUAUUUUUGGAUCUGAUCUUACGAUCUGAUGAAUCAAUCUUGAUCUGAAAUGUUUUCUUAGAUUGGUACCUUCACCUUUACCUUUUCUUCAUUGGGAUGGCUGUUUCCUGGUAAUUGGAGCUCUUAUUCAGCACCAAUGGGAAUACUGUGAGCAAAUCCUUAACACUAAAACUGAAAAAGUUAAAAAAAAAAAGCUCAAAGCUUCACUAGCCAAAAGCUGAAGCAAAUGGCUGGUCUCAAUCAGCAACUUGAGCAGGGAUAGGAUUUGUGCUGCAGGUAGUAUUAUAUAGGUCAGUGAAUGGAAUGCUCUGUAGCAUCCUGUUGCUUUGGCAUUCAUUCAAGCCAAGUUUGGUCGAUGACAGGGUCUUCUUGGGGGUUUCCACCUUUGACAAAUUUUCCUAGCUGUCCCUUGUUUGAUUCAUUCUACUCUCGUAAGGAAGUCGAGCUUCUUCUUUGUUUCAUUUGAACUAAAAGGGUUGUUUAUCAUGUAAAAGAUGCAGCUAAACAUUAGUAGUAAAAAGCUUGUUUAUGUCCUGAGGAGUAGUAGCCAUUUGAAAAUGAGCUUUCUUGUGGGGUAUGGGGAUAAGAUACCCACAAUAUAUGUGCAUCACAGAGACCAGCUGGUGCAACAACCGGUUGUGCUGGUGGCCCCAUUUAGCUGUUGGAGGCCUUGAGGGUGGGCCUUUUCAUGUGAAUUGGUUUCAUGGUUUAGGGGGAUAUAGGAAUAAUAUAAUGCAAUAUAACUACAUUUUUUUUUUUUAA